CUACUCCUAGGGCAGAUAACUCGAACCAUCCCCUGUGCCAAUUGAACUGCAGCCACCUCAUUCAUUCUCUCUCAAAUUCGUUAUCUUCUUCUACAGUGUUCAGGCGUUCAAGCUUCCACCGAUGUAAGAGACCAAUCCAUUACGACAGUAGUCCGAAGUGUCAUUCAUAUACCCAGCAAUGGUCUUUCGUCGCAUGGGUCAUUUUUCACCAUGUCUUUCUAAAACCUCACUCUUCUUCUCUCUUCUCACUAAAACCCCUUAUCCAUUUCAUCUUCCCCAUACUAUCCACUUCUUCAAACCAAUUCAUACCAAAUUCCCACAUACAGAUCCCUUUUCCAUCAACCAAAAGACCCAUCUCUGCACUUCCGCUGCUUUCCUCCAACAACCCACUAGUAAAACCUUUUCCAAUAGCAGGUCCGCGAAGAAAGCCCGGCGUGACGCGCCUGAAAGUGUGCUGCGCCAUAAGCUAGACCAGUGUUCAAAACACGGUGACUUACAGGAAGCCCUUCGCCUUUAUGAAGAAGCUAAGUUAAGCAACAUUUCACUCAAUGUUCAUCAUUAUAAUGUGUUGCUUUAUCUUUGUUCUGCUUCUUGUACCAAGGAAUUUGGUAUUGAAAAAGGAUUUGAGAUUUUCAAACAGAUGGGUGUAAAUGGUGUUGCUCCUAAUGAGGCCACAUUCACUAGUGCUGCUAGAUUGGCGGUUGCUAAGCAAGACCCAGAAAUGGCUUUUGAUAUAGUGAAGAAAAUGAAGAGUUUUGGUGUUCCUCCGAAGUUAAGAUCUUAUGGGCCAGCAUUGUUUGGGUUUUGUGAGAAGGGAAUAGCUGAUAAGGCUUAUGAAGUUGACGUACAUAUGGGGGAAUCAGGGGUUGUGGCUGAGGAAGCAGAGCUUUCUGCAUUGUUAAAAGUUAGUUCUUUGUCCGAAAGGGCUGAUAAAGUAUAUGAGACGAUGCAUAGAUUAAGGGCAAGUGUAAGGCAGGUGUGUGAAGAGACUGCUGGUGUGAUAGAGGAAUGGUUUAACUCUGAAUUUGCUGCAGAGGUUGGGGUGGAGAAUUGGGAUGUUGGGAAAGUGAAGGAAGGUGUUGUGAAAGGAGGGGGUGGUUGGCAUGGACAAGGCUGGUUGGGAAAGGGAAAUUGGUCCGUGGUGAGAGCCGAGAUGGAUAGCUCUGGAGUUUGUCGUUCGUGUGGUGAAAAGCUUGUGUGCAUUGACAUUGAUCCCAAGGAGACAGAGAACUUUGCUAAUUCCUUGGCAAAAUUGGCUUGUGAAAGAGAAGUUAAGUCUAAUUUUGUGCAAUUUCAGGAGUGGCUACAGAAGCACGGUCCAUUCGAUGCUGUGGUGGAUGGUGCAAAUGUUGGCCUUAUUACUCAACGAAGUUUUAAUUUCUCUCAGCUCAGAAAUGUUGUCAAUAAAUUAAGACAGAUGAGUAAAUCAAACAAACUUCCGCUAGUUAUUUUGCACAAAAGUCGUGCAACUGGUGGUCCUGCUCAACAUCCUAAUAACAAGAAGUUGUUAGAAAGCUGGAAAAAAGCGGGUGCACUUUAUGCCACUCCACAUGGUUCAAAUGAUGAUUGGUACUGGUUAUACGCUGCUGUCAGUUCUAAAGGUUUGCUUUUGACAAAUGAUGAGAUGAGAGACCACUUGUUCCAACUGUUGGGCACUAGCUUUUUCCCCAGAUGGAAGGAAAAACAUCAGAUCCGGAUGACAGCUUCAAGAGAUGACGGACUUAAGCUCCAUAUGCCGCCACCUUAUUCAAUUGUUAUUCAGGAGUCCCAGCAUGGUUGUUGGCAUGUGCCAACUGUUAUUGGAGAUGACAUUGAGACGCCAAGACAGUGGGUAUGUGCUACCAGGAGAAAAGCACACUCUCUCUUCCGACGAACUGGGGAAUCAAAUCAUUAAUAUAUAAAUUGAUUGACUCCGAGGGAGCCAUGGAAUGCAUCUUGUGAAAGUUGCACUUGGAGAGACCUUCAUUUUGAUUCUUUUUCAUGUCAACCACAGGAAAAGAUAGAUUAGCUUGUAUGCCUCAGUAGAUGAUAUUGGUAGUGCUGAUGAUAUCGGUAGCAGAGGCGGGUCCAAGAUUUAGAUCCUAUGGGUUCAACUUUUAAGAUUUUUAACAUUGAACCCAUUAUAAUUUUAAAAUUGUGGGUUCAUAUCUAUUAUUUAUAUUAAUAUUAAUAAAUUUUACAUAUAAAUUUAUGGUCCGCACCGAAAGUUAUGGGUUCAAUUGAACCUGUACUUAUAUUGCUAUAUUCGCCUCUGAUUGGUAGUACUGCAGUUUCAGGAUAUAGGUUACAUGACUGGUGAAUAUAUCAC
This is a messenger RNA of Nicotiana attenuata, 2308 nucleotides long. RefSeq names its product proteinaceous RNase P 1, chloroplastic/mitochondrial. The record is from RefSeq and is a predicted model, not a curated record. Gene Ontology annotation, biological process: tRNA 5'-leader removal. Gene Ontology annotation, molecular function: ribonuclease P activity; protein binding. Lineage: Eukaryota; Viridiplantae; Streptophyta; Magnoliopsida; Solanales; Solanaceae. The transcript has 2 exons. The coding region runs from base 179 to 1894 and encodes 571 amino acids.